AUGGCAGCUGGGGCCCAAAUUCAGCUCGCAUUACUCCCGCUCACUGGUCUUCACCGUCUCCGACAACCCAUGGCACAGAGCGCAUCCAGAGAGGUCAGACGAGUUGGGGACGCCGUACUUUUGCACCCUGCCAGGACAAGAGGAGAUAUGAUAGAUGCUCGGUGGAUAAAAGCAAACAACCGGAUUUCUAACUCCGGGUGUGGGAGCAAAUACGCCGUUUCCCAGCCAGAGAUCCGCUCUUCCUGCACGUUAGACGGACAUACCCUUCUGGCCUGCUCAGUAGACAGAGGGGACCGCGUCAGGCUGCAGUGGAUCGGUCUGGCGAACCUGUCCCAUCUACCCCAGCAGCCAGCGCAGACCAUGUCAGGGCGAACCCUCUACCUGUUGGGCAGCACACCUGGUCAUGUGGUCUGUGUGGCAGAAAAUCCCGUCAGCAAAAAGUCCAGCAGGACCACUGUCCGAAGGUGCAGAGGUCGCAUUCCUGCGUGCAUCGCGUGUGGGCUGCUCUUCAGUGUUCUGGUAUGUUCCAUGGCCUGGCUGAAGUUAUACAGAUCGCCAACAAGGCACAGUGUAGACACAGAGGGGAACAUCUACCUUACCAUGCAGGGGUUCCAAGAGAGGAGACCUGAAGUGGAGGUGGACAACAACAUUUACGUUACCUGUGCAUCUGUACAAGCCGUCCUGGCAGACACAAGCAAAGUGACACAGAAAACUUCUCCCUGAAGUUAUUGAGUGUAAAAACAGAAGCAAAAAGGUUCAAAUGAGCAUAUCUGCUGUAUAUCCAUGGCAACACUGCGAUAAACUACAUUCUUAAAAGGGAUGUUAUUCUGCAAUAUAAAAAAGUUCUAUAUUUGGAGCCCACCAUCUGACUUCUGAAGAAUUCUGACUACAGUCAUCGAAAGCAUCCAACAAUCUGUGUUAAUAUGAACAAAUAAACAUUUUGACAUUGA
This is a messenger RNA of Conger conger (European conger), 950 nucleotides long. RefSeq lists its product as uncharacterized. The record is from RefSeq and is a predicted model, not a curated record. Lineage: Eukaryota; Metazoa; Chordata; Actinopteri; Anguilliformes; Congridae. Bases 1 to 723 code for a protein of 240 amino acids. The transcript has 6 exons.